Molecule: messenger RNA, 2360 nt
Organism: Linderina pennispora
Lineage: Eukaryota; Fungi; Kickxellomycota; Kickxellomycetes; Kickxellales; Kickxellaceae
Product: Ap2 clathrin Adaptor core with Cd4 Dileucine peptide Rmeikrllse Q To E mutant
Exons: 1
Coding region: 406-2295 (629 amino acids)
Biological process (GO): vesicle-mediated transport; intracellular protein transport
Cellular component (GO): membrane coat
Molecular function (GO): clathrin binding
Source: RefSeq, a predicted model, not a curated record
CCUGUUUUGGAAGUCUGCUUGUGGCAUACCUAUGUGACAAACGAGUGCUUGACACCUGCUAUAUUGGUCUGGACUUGUCGCCAUGGUGUAGUAUCUCUGUAUUGUACCUUGGGAAGCCAGUGUUCGUAUACGCCAUGAAUGCAAGGGGCGCAGUAGCAGCCACUGGCCUGGCCUGAUCAAAUCACACGACUAAUCUGCGUUGCGGCGGAGUUGCAGGGAGCCGUCAUCAGUCGCGCGCAUAGCCCUCAUUUUCAGGGCAACUACGCAGCAAGCACAGCCUUCUCUUCACUCUGUGGCAUCCUCUUUUCUCUAUUAGCAAGCCAGACAGAAACAUAGCGAACGAGUGGAAUUUAGAGCAAGAUGAUGAAUGCAGCGAUUCAGACAAACAUUGCACGGCUUCAAAUUAUGAAGGCCAAGGUGCUGGCAGCACUGCGCAAGGGUGAAAACUACGAGCUGAAGACAGAACUGAACAGCGAAUACAGGGAGAGGCGGAAGGAGGCGGUGCGGCGAGUAAUUGCCAACAUGACAGUGGGCAAGGACGUCAGCGGACUAUUCACAGAUGUGCUGAAGAACAUGCAGACGGACGAUUUGGAAAUCAAAAAGCUCAUUUACCUGUACCUAAUUAACUACGCCAAAACGCAGCCCGACCUGGUCAUUCUCGCAGUCAACACGUUCGUCAAGGACACCGAGGACAGCAACCCGUUGAUCCGCGCGCUGGCCAUCCGCACCAUGGGCUGCCUGCAUGUGCCUGAGGUGCUGGACUAUCUGUGCGACCCGUUGCGCACCUGCCUGAAGGACCCGAACCCAUAUGUGCGCAAGACGGCGGUGAUGUGUGUGGCCAAGGUGUUUGAGCUGAAUGCGGCAGUGGCGGAGGAGAACGGGUUCGUGGAUGCGGUGCGCGAGUCGCUGUCGGACUCGAAUUCGAUGGUGGUGGCCAAUGUGGUUUCGGCACUGGCGGAGAUGAACGAGAUGGAGGGCGGGCGCGGCAUCUGGCGGCUGGAUACAUCUACAGUCGGAAAGCUGCUGACAGCUGUCAAUGAGUGCACCGAGUGGGGCCAGAUUGCGAUCCUCGAGGCGCUGGUUGACUACAGGCCGCAGGACGAGAAGGAGGCAGAGAACAUCUGCGAGCGUCUGCUGCCGCGGCUGCAGCAUGCCAACGGUAGCGUGGUGUUGUCGACGGUGCGGCUGCUGCUGACAUACGAAAAGUACGUGAAGCGGGCGGACCUGCUGCAGCAGUUCUCAAAGAAGAUGGUGCCGCCGCUGGUCACACUGUUGUCGUCAGAGCCCGAGAUCCAGUACGUGGCGCUGCGCAACAUCAACCUGAUCCUGCAGCGCCAGCCGAAGCUGCUGAGCAAGGAGAUCCGCGUGUUCUUCUGCAAAUACAACGACCCGGUGUACGUCAAGUACGAGAAGCUGGAUGUGCUCGUGCGUAUCUGCUCGGAGCGCAACGUCGAGCCGCUGCUCAAUGAGCUCAAAGAGUACGCGAAGGAGGUCGAUGUCGACUUUGUGCGCCAUGCUGUCCAGGCCAUCAGCCGGCUCGCAAUCAAGUACGACUCGGCAGCCGAGCGCGCUGUCAAGGUGCUGACGGACCUUAUCAGCACCAAGGUCGAGUACGUGGUCCAGGAGAGCAUGAUCGUGCUCAAGGAUAUUUUCCGCCGGUACCCCCAGCGCUUCGACGGCGUGAUUGCCACGCUGUGCGAGUACAUCGACAUAGUAGACAAGCCCGAGGCUAUGGCAGCGCUGAUCUGGAUCAUCGGCGAGUACUCGGAGCACAUCACCAACGUCGGCAACGUGCUGUCGGGCAUGUUUGAGGGGUUCCUGGAGCAGGAGGACGAGAGCGUGCAGCUGGCCCUGGUCAACGCGGCUGUCAAGUACUUCCUGAAGAGCCCGCAGCAGGGCCAGGCGCUGGUGCUCAAGGCACUGCAGACGGCCACUGAAAAGUGUGCCAACCCGGAUGUGCGCGACCGCGCAUAUAUCUACUGGCGCCUGCUGUCGGCCGAUCCAGAGGCUGCGCGGUCGGUUGCGCUGGUGGACAAGCCGCCGGUCGAGCUGGAGAACGUCAAUCUGCCGGACUCGCUGCUGCAGGAGCUGGUGAAGGAGCUCGGGUGCGUAUCGUCGGUGCUGCAGAAGCCCGCCAGGCUGUUCGUGUAUAAGCGCGCCGAGAAGGCUGGGCUCCCGCGCCAUGCCGAGACUGUGGGCAGCGAGGCUGAUGAGGAGACCACGACAAGCGAGGCUGCCGCCGGGGGCGUCGACACCACCAACGAGGGCGAGCCGGAGUUGCUGAUCUCGUUCUAGCAUUUUGCCAUUCUUUUUAUCCAUUUUUCGAGUUAAUUUUUGAACACACCCACAUAGUCCAUGUC